UUCCGAGAAGGAACGCUGCAUGGUUUUGAAGGAAUUUAUCUCACCGUUUUAACAUGUCUACCGAGGGUGAAUACAUUACCGAACCGGUGGCGGAGGCUGUUGAGCCAGUUACAGCAGAGGCGGGGGAGGAGGCAGUAACGGAAAACGUAUCGGCUCCUAUAUCAGCUUCUGAAAAUUCGCAUGAUGUAGAAUCGCCAAAUGUGGAGCAGAGCUCUGGAGAGGCUGAUAACGGAGGUGACACAGCGGAGCAUUCUACAUAUAAAGGUCCUGAGGGCACAAGUCCUCAAGAGAGACUUAAGUUUUUCGUUGGAGGCUUGCAUCCAACUGUGGAUGAGGGCAUGUUAACCGAACACUUUAUGAAGUAUGGCAGGGUGAUAACAGCUCAGGUUAUGCGUGACUACAACUCCGGUAGGAGUAGGGGCUUUGGUUUCGUCACGCUAUAUGUUCAGGAAAACACAGAGAAUCUAUUUUCUGAUGAGCACAAUGUCAACGGCAAGCAUGUGGAUGUUCGGCGUAUGCAGAAUGACGCCGCUUCAAACAUGAAGCGAAAGAUAUUUGUCGGAGGUCUUCCAAAGUCUUUAAGUGAGCAGAUGUUAAAAACAUUCUUUGAACGUUUUGGUGCUGUUGAGAAGGUCACCAUCAUGCGUCAAUACGAUGGCAGCUCACGUGGUUUCGGUUUUGUUAUUUUUGCCGUUGACGGUGCUGUUGAGAAGGUCCUUGAGUCCCCCAGUCACUUUGUUUACGGUUCAAAAGUGGACGUCCGUGCUGCUGAAUCACGUAGUAAACAGGCGGCAGCAAGGCUUGAAAAUCAAUACAAAAAUAUGAUGAGGCACGGUUACAAUGCCGAUUAUGGUACAGACCGUACUAUGGCUUUACAAUCUCCAUACGGCAAUGCGCCCAAAGUGGCACCUACUUCUAUGCCUUCGCCGGUUGUGCCUUAUGACGCUCAGUAUUACCAGCAGCAGUUGCUGUAUCAGCAGUAUGCUUUGCAAUCCCAGUAUGCUUACUAUGCGCAGCAGUCAGGAUCAGGUUCUGGGACCACAGACCCUUCUCGCUAUGUCACUCAACGCCCAAAUACCUUUGGUCAGCAGCCUAAUAGUCAAAACAAUAUAGCUCGCAUGUAUCGAUCGAAGCCAUACUGAAAUACUCGUCGACUUGCUAUAUUUAUAGCACUAUCUUGUUACUUCUUGACAAGAGCAACUACGAUACGAUUAUGUAUAGUACGGAUGGCAAUAAUACAAAUUGUCUUUGGAUAUCGGACGCUAAUACCCUAUAGAUCUACGUUUAUGCUUUUGUAGAUGAUGCACUCCGAUAUUAGAUGGAUAUUUUAGGUUAUUAUAGAUGUGGUAUAGGGGUGCCCGUUUUCUUUAAGAGUGUAUUUAGGUAUGGUAUGUAAUAGUUGUCGUCGUAUCUAGACUUCAGUUAUUAAGCGGUUUCCGAGGUAUAUGUAGUCAAAGUUUAGAUGCUGUUGUUAGAAUUGUAGCGUUAUUCUAGGUGAAGCCAUGCACAUUUUCUGCCGUGACUGUAGCAAACACGCUUCACUGGUAUUGUUAUUUACGCUGGUAAGAUCAUUACUUAACGUGUUUGUAUUCUAUUGUGAUGCAAAUUGUUUCAGCUGUUAACUGCCUGUAUUAAGGAGGUUGUAAUGUAAUACACAGAAUGGCAUCGCUAGAUAUUGAGAAUGUUACUA
Messenger RNA from Babesia bovis T2Bo, 1690 nucleotides. Its product is annotated as RNA recognition motif domain containing protein. Gene Ontology annotation, biological process: regulation of gene expression. The transcript has 3 exons. The record is from RefSeq and is a predicted model, not a curated record. Bases 54 to 1142 code for a protein of 362 amino acids. Gene Ontology annotation, molecular function: RNA binding. NCBI's taxonomy places the organism in Eukaryota, Apicomplexa, Aconoidasida, Piroplasmida, Babesiidae. Gene Ontology annotation, cellular component: nucleoplasm.